Molecule: messenger RNA, 1738 nt
Organism: Neocloeon triangulifer
Lineage: Eukaryota; Metazoa; Arthropoda; Insecta; Ephemeroptera; Baetidae
Exons: 4
Coding region: 116-1429 (437 amino acids)
Biological process (GO): cilium organization
Cellular component (GO): ciliary basal body
Source: RefSeq, a predicted model, not a curated record
UGGUUGCAUUGUUGUUGCUGUAUCCUAUUGUUGGAUACUUUUUGUUUUGUUAGCAUGUCAAAUUUCCGUUUCUACACUUCUUCUCUGGUCAGACGACAAAAUUCACGGGAGCUUCAUGGCGUGCAACUUUAAUUCUAACCAGUUUGAACGGGCCUACAACCCAAAAGCCCUUGGAAAUUGGCAAGUGCCGGUACGAAAAUCGGAGAGGCCAAAGACUCGAACUGGACGCACCGAAUUCAUUGCCGACCACAGGGGUCACCUGCUGCCCGAGGUGGCGUGCAGCAAACGCACUGCCAGACCCUGGAACUGCGGCCCGUUCACGGCCUGGGACUAUCCCAAGAAGAUCACGAGAUCCUACGCAAAACAAAUGGAGACGGCCGCCAACAAAAGAUUCUCGGCGUGGCUCAAACGCUCGGCCCACAUUCCCCUGCCGCAGCAAGAGGCGCCUCCGACCCCUUUGCCUCCAGCUCAUUCGCGCGUGGACAGCGUCCCGAAAAGCAGCAGAUCGUCGUCGGUGGGACAACUGAGUGAAGUCCGUUCCGUUCAAAGCAGCACUCGCACUUCCAACCGGCCUCGCACGGCGUCCGUCGCGUCCCAACGAAGCGCCUCUGUGGGCUCAACCAAAACCUCUUCCUCCACCAAACUACCCCCUCCAGCUAAUUCGCUCAACAGUUCGCAGAGUCCACCUCCAUUAGCAAAAGCCUAUUCAACUAUGCAAGCGGCGAAAAUUCUGGCCAGCGAGAGCCAUACGCACCAGCCGUUGGCCGACGCAGUAGUCGACCCUGUGCUCCACACCCCAAUUAUCAAUAAAAAACAUCAACUCACAACAAAAGAGCAAGGAACAUCACCUCGUACCCUGAGCACCCCUAAAAAGCGCCCCAGCACUUGCCACCCGCUUCAAAAAGUGACCGAAAUUGACCUUGCGAUUCGGUGGGACCUGCCCGGCGGAGAAAAACUGUUGAGUCAACACCCCUCAAAAUUUGCCCCCGCAGUGUUCAAUUUAGUUGCCCCCGUCGAGGAGAUUCCGCCCUUGGCCUUGGAAAGCGCCUUCCAAAAAACUUCGUCCCCAGCCCCAGUGAAAGCAAAAAACCCGGGGUUGGCAAAGCACAGGUCGAAGAGCGCCUCGAAUUUGGCGGCAAAGCCGUCCAAGUCUGAAAUGAAACGUUUUCCCGACGGGGAAAAAUGCGAAAACAAACGGCCACACACUGCCGCUCCGGGCAAAGUUCAAAACGCAGUUCCCAAGCCUAAAAUGCCCUUCAGCAAACGGAGCUACUCGAUUGGCACUUUAGCGCCGCCAUUCUCUCUUUGGCCGGACGGAACUAAAAGACAGGACUACCCUGACCACUGGAGGCUCGCCUCUGUCUAUCAGCACUCUUACAAGCCAGUCCACUUAAGGAAGAAGACCCUUCUUGCUAGUAUUUUCCAAUAAGGCUCUACUCUUGUGCACAUAAACUAGGGUAAAUUUAAGAACCUCUGUAAAUUCCACUGUUUUACCUUUGAAAGAUUGAAUUGAAUAAUAUUUUAAACUGUUGAUGCCAAUGGAGUAACAACUCCAGUUCAAUUUCUAACGAUUUCUUCAAGACAUUUAAGCAAAAUAAGUACUCUUAAAUGAGCCAAGGAGGUUGAUUUUCAGUUGCCAAUGUGUAGUUUAAAAAAAAAAUUACUUGUUAACUACCUUCUUCUGUAGUUAAACUUCAUUGGAUUUAACUUGUUAUAAAUAAUAUGAAUUUUUAUAUUA